AGAAAAUAUAGGGUUAUAUAUACAAUCUCUUCAAAUCAGAUAAAACUUUUUUAAGCUAAAAUUAUACAAAAAUUGAAAUGGCUCUCAUAAGAGCUGCAAUUCCGAAAGAAGGAUUGGAGCGUUACGAGAAGUAUAGGCCAGAGAACUUGACAUUCUUCGAGCAGCUGAUAAGGGAGCAAACUGGGAAUAAAUAUUGCUUCAAGCUUAACAUGCAUGUACUGCGUAUGUAUAAUGCAUACCCAAAACUGAUCAACUUGGAACUUACAAGAAUCGUAUUACUAAGAGCAUUGACUAAGCUCCCAUAUAAACACUUUGUUUCGGCUAAAAAGUAUCUUAUCUGGCCUCAAUUCAUAGAUGAUGGAAUCAGGGUGAUAAUUGAUUUGGCAAAUUUCUUAGAACAGGAAGAAUACGCAAAAUUCUGGGUACAUUGUAAACAGAAUGUGUCAGUGAUUUCCAUGGUCGAAGGAUUUGAAGAAGUCAUUAGAAAAUACAUCUGUUUUAUGGUUGGGGCAAACCGCAGAACAAUUCUUUGCAGUCAACUCAUAGUGAAAUUGAAUAUUGAUGAAGAGAACUUAGAGAAGUACGUCAGUCAGUUUGGUUGGACGAUUAAUGGAAGAGAAGUGAAAGUGUUUCCGUUAAUGCUUAACGAUGCGAAGUUCUACAAUGUCAUUCGUGGAGUAAAGCCUGACCUUUAAAAGUUGUUAUUAUAUUCACUGACAUAUACUAAUACUUUGAAAUGUUUUGAUAUGGGCAUUUAUGUUCUAGUGAUGUAUAUGCUUUCUGAAUAAUGAAGAUUUCCUUCUUUACUAUAACUUUACUACAUUAAAUAAAA
Messenger RNA from Teleopsis dalmanni, 832 nucleotides. Its product is annotated as eukaryotic translation initiation factor 3 subunit K-like. The coding region runs from base 78 to 695 and encodes 205 amino acids. The transcript is spliced from 3 exons. The record is from RefSeq and is a predicted model, not a curated record. Gene Ontology annotation, cellular component: eukaryotic translation initiation factor 3 complex; cytoplasm. Lineage: Eukaryota; Metazoa; Arthropoda; Insecta; Diptera; Diopsidae. Gene Ontology annotation, molecular function: translation initiation factor activity; ribosome binding. Gene Ontology annotation, biological process: regulation of translational initiation.